GGACUCUAGCUGACCAAAAAUAAGAAUAAUCAAAGUCCUUCAAUGGGAGAAUGACGGAGAUAUCUUCUUUUCUUAGAAAAAUACAUUUUCAAUCUCUCUUUAUUAGAUCUAAAGAGAUCUAGAGAGAGAAAGAUGCUCCCAGGCGUAUAUCUUAUUUUCUUUUCUUCUUUCUUUCUUUCUUUGAUAAAGCAAGAUGUUAUCUACCUAUAUUUUCACCUAACACACUUCUUCAGCUUCAUCUUUAGCUUCGUUGUUGCUUGGGGAAAAUAUUACCUCUUUCUUUCAACAUGGGGAAUGGUGUGUCUUUCCAAUGUUCUUGCGAUCAAACGCUGAAUCACAUCUUUAGAUGGUUUUGUGGUAAAGGUUAUAUUCGAAACCUCAAGAAGAAUCUCACAGCCUUGAAGAGGGAAAUGGAAGAUCUCAAAGCAAUAAAAGAUGAGGUGCAGAACAGGGUAUCGAGAGAGGAGAUACGACAUCAACAAAGACUUGAAGCUGUCCAGGUAUGGCUUACCCGUGUCGAUAGCAUUGAUUUACAAAUCAAAGAUCUACUUAGUACUUGUCCCGUUCAGCACCAGAAGUUGUGUCUCUGUGGUUUGUGUUCAAAAAAUGUAUGUUCGAGCUACAGUUUUGGGAAAAGGGUAUUCUUGUUGUUGGAAGAUGUUAAGAAACUCAACUCAGAGAGUAAUUUUGAAGUGGUUACUAAGCCUGCCCCGAUAUCUGAAGUUGAGAAGAGGUUUACUCAGCCUACUAUUGGUCAGGAAAAGAUGCUCGAAACAGCAUGGAAUCGCCUUAUGGAAGAUGGAGUCGAAAUCAUGGGUUUGCACGGCAUGGGUGGUGUAGGAAAAACUACCCUUUUCCAUAAAAUCCACAAUAAGUUUGCUGAAAUACCUGGUAGAUUUGACGUUGUGAUAUGGAUUGUGGUGUCGCAAGGUGCAGAGAUUUCAAAGCUUCAAGAAGAUAUUGCAAAAAAGCUACACCUUUGGGACGAGGUGUGGAAGGACAAAACUGAAAGUGUUAACGCCGCUGAUAUACACAAUGUUUUACAGAGGAAGAGAUUCGUUUUGAUGUUAGAUGAUAUAUGGGACAAAGUGGAUUUACAAGCCCUCGGAGUUCCAAUUCCGACCAGAGAAAAUGGAUGCAAAGUAGCAUUCACCACUCGUUCCCGAGAAGUAUGUGGGCGGAUGGGGGAUCAUAAACCAGUGGAAGUUCAAUGUUUGGGACCAAAGGAAGCAUGGGAAUUGUUUAAAAACAAGGUCGGAGACAACACAUUAAGAAGAGAUCCUGUCAUUGUCGAGCUUGCAAGAAAGGUCGCUGAAAAAUGUGGUGGGCUGCCACUGGCGCUCAAUGUCAUUGGUGAGGUGAUGGCAUCUAAAACUAUGGUACAAGAAUGGGAGGAUGCAAUCGAUGUUUUGACAACAUCCGCCGCAGAGUUUCCUGAUGUGAAAAAUAAAAUUCUUCCAAUUCUAAAGUACAGCUACGAUAGCUUGGUGGAUGAAAAUAUCAAGACAUGUUUCCUAUAUUGUGCUCUCUUUCCGGAAGAUUUUAAUAUAGGUAUGGAAAAGUUGAUAGACUACUGGAUAUGCGAAGGAUUCAUCGGAGACUACUCUGUUAUAAAAAGAGCGAGGAAUAAGGGUUAUACGAUGCUCGGUACCCUUAUUCGUGCAAAUUUACUGACGGAGGUUGGUAAAACAUCGGUUGUGAUGCAUGACGUGGUUCGCGAAAUGGCUCUAUGGAUUGCAUCUGAUUUUGGGAAACAGAAGGAGAAUUUUGUGGUGCGAGCAGGAGUCGGAUUACAUGAAAUACCAGAAAUCAAGGAUUGGGGAGCUGUGAGAAGAAUGUCAUUAAUGAAGAAUAAUAUUAAAGAGAUAACAUGUGGUUCCAAGUGUUCUGAACUUACAACUUUGUUCCUUGAAGAAAAUCAAUUGAAGAAUCUAUCAGGUGAAUUCAUUCGGUGUAUGCAAAAGCUAGUUGUUUUGGAUUUGUCAUUGAAUCGCAACUUAAAUGAACUUCCAGAGCAGAUAUCAGAGCUGGCCUCCUUGCAGUAUCUUGACUUGUCGAGUACAAGUAUAGAGCAACUGCCUGUUGGUUUCCAUGAGUUGAAAAAUUUAACUCAUCUGAAUUUGAGUUAUACAUCAAUCUGCAGUGUGGGUGCGAUAUCAAAGUUGUCGAGUUUAAGAAUUUUGAAACUAAGAGGUUCUAAUGUUCAUGCCGAUGUAAGCUUAGUGAAAGAGCUGCAGCUCUUGGAGCAUCUACAAGUUCUAACCAUAACGAUAUCUACGGAAAUGGGGCUGGAGCAAAUAUUAGAUGAUGAAAGGUUGGCGAACUGCAUCACUGAACUGGGGAUUAGCGAUUUUCAACAAAAGGCAUUCAAUAUAGAAAGGUUGGCGAACUGCAUCACUGAUCUGGAGAUUAGCGAUUUUCAACAAAAGGCAUUCAAUAUAUCAUUGCUGACGAGUAUGGAGAAUCUUCGUUUGCUCAUGGUGAAGAAUAGUCAUGUUACAGAGAUUAAUACAAAUCUGAUGUGCAUAGAAAACAAGACAGACUCGUCUGAUUUACACAAUCCGAAAAUUCCAUGCUUUACCAAUCUCUCCACCGUGUAUAUAACGUCCUGCCAUAGCAUUAAGGAUCUGACUUGGCUUCUGUUUGCUCCAAAUCUUGUCUUCCUACGUAUUUCAGAUUCAAGAGAAGUGGAAGAAAUUAUAAACAAAGAGAAAGCAACCAAUCUUACAGGUAUUACACCAUUUCAGAAACUAGAAUUCUUCAGUGUGGAAAAACUGCCGAAGCUGGAGAGUAUCUACUGGAGUCCUCUCCCCUUUCCAUUAUUGAAGCACAUAUUUGCAUAUUGCUGCCCAAAGCUGAGAAAGCUUCCCUUAAAUGCUACAAGUGUUCCACUAGUUGAUGAAUUUAAAAUUGAGAUGGAUUCUCAAGAAACUGAGCUUGAAUGGGAGGACGAAGAUACCAAAAAUCGAUUCUUGCCUUCAAUCAAACGGCUGCUGGUUUAUGGGAUCUAAAAGAUCCAUUACUCAGGAUUGGAAAUCCUCACUGUCUAAAAUCAGAAUCCACAUACGGUUUUUCUUCUUCUAUUGCUUUAUCUUUAUUCUUCUAGUGUGUGUUGUGUUGUUCACUUGGAAUUUUUUUUUUUUUUUGGACAAAUUUGUUCACUUGGAUUAUGUUAUUAUAUUUUUCUUAUUGUAUUACUUAUUGGAUGUUUUUUUAAUUUUAUUUUGGGUUUUGAUUUAGAUCAAAUUCCAAGCUUCUAUCUUUUGCAUUUCUCUUC
Molecule: messenger RNA, 3277 nt
Organism: Arabidopsis lyrata subsp. lyrata
Lineage: Eukaryota; Viridiplantae; Streptophyta; Magnoliopsida; Brassicales; Brassicaceae
Product: probable disease resistance protein At1g61180
Exons: 2
Coding region: 288-3011 (907 amino acids)
Molecular function (GO): protein binding; ADP binding
Source: RefSeq, a predicted model, not a curated record